Messenger RNA from Budorcas taxicolor (takin), 1041 nucleotides. Its product is annotated as olfactory receptor 5T1-like. Gene Ontology annotation, cellular component: membrane. Gene Ontology annotation, biological process: sensory perception of smell; G protein-coupled receptor signaling pathway. The transcript has a single exon. Lineage: Eukaryota; Metazoa; Chordata; Mammalia; Artiodactyla; Bovidae. Bases 37 to 1041 code for a protein of 334 amino acids. The record is from RefSeq and is a predicted model, not a curated record. Gene Ontology annotation, molecular function: odorant binding; G protein-coupled receptor activity; olfactory receptor activity.
UCCAUUUUUGCCAUAUAUUGCUUUUGGAACUUAAAAAUGAAAACUGAGAUGUCAGGGUCACCAUCAGGUUUAGACUUAUACAGGAUUCAGAUAAAAAAUGGGACUGAGGUCACCAUGUUUAUACUGAUGGGCUUUACAGAUGAUUCGGAGGUGCAAAUCUUUCUCUUUUUACUAUUUCUAGCAAUCUAUCUUUUUACAAUGAUAGGAAAUUUGGGGUUGGUUUUUUUGGUCAUUAUGGAUUCCCGGCUCCACAACCCCAUGUACUAUUUUCUGACAGCAUUAUCCUUCUUGGAUGCUUGCUAUUCUUCUGUUAUCACCCCCCAAAUGCUGAUCAAUUUCCUAUCAGAGAAUAAAACCAUUUCCUUUCUUGGAUGUGCCACACAGAUGUUUCUCUUUCUUACUUGUGGGACCACAGAGUGCUUCAUCUUGGCCGCAAUGGCCUAUGACCGCUAUGUAGCCAUCUGCAAUCCUCUCCUGUAUUUAGUUACAAUGUCACCCAGAGUCUAUGUGCCACUUAUAAUUUCCUGCUAUGUUGUUGGUAUCUUGCAUGCUACUUUACACACAGUGGCUACUUUUACCCUAUCCUUCUGUGCCUCCAAUGAAAUCAGACAUGUCUUCUGUGACAUCCCUCCCCUCCUUGCUAUUUCUUGCUCUGAUACUCGCAUGAACCAGCUUCUAGUUUUCUAUUUUGCAGGCUCUAUUGAAAUAUCCACCAUAUUGAUUGUCCUGAUCUCCUAUGGCUUCAUCCUGCUGGCCAUUCUGAGGAUGCGUUCUGCUGAAGGGAGAAGGAAAGUCUUUUCUACCUGUGGCUCUCACCUAACUGGAGUGUCCAUUUUUCAUGGUACGGUUCUCUUUAUGUACGUGAGACCCAGUUCCAGCUAUGCCUUGGAUCAUGACAUGAUUGUGUCUGUAUUUUACACCAUCAUAAUUCCCAUGCUGAAUCCCAUCAUCUAUAGUUUGAGGAACAAAGAUGUCAAAGAGGCAAUGAAGAAAGUGUUUGGGAAAAAUUGGUUUAUGAACAAAGUAUACUUUUCACACUAA